Molecule: messenger RNA, 820 nt
Organism: Carica papaya (papaya)
Lineage: Eukaryota; Viridiplantae; Streptophyta; Magnoliopsida; Brassicales; Caricaceae
Source: RefSeq, a predicted model, not a curated record
AUGCAGCGUAAUUGUUUGGAGCCUUGUAACUUUUUCGGUCCUCUUGCAGCCCCAGUUCUUCAACAUCUGACAAAAGAUGACUUGAGCAAGAUAUACUUCGGAGAAUUCCGAAUGUUAGAUGUCAAUGGUGCACACUGCUUCAUCACUAGAACUGGGUACACUGGUGAGGAUGGAUUUGAGAUCUCAGCCCCAUCAGAGAAUGCUGUGGAACUUGCCAAAGCAAUCUUGGAGAAAUCGGAAGGGAAGGUAAGGUUGACGGGGCUUGGUGCGAGAGACAGUCUUCGACUAGAAGCCGGGCUAUGCUUAUACGGAAAUGACAUGGAACAGCACAUAACACCUGUUGAGGCCGGACUUACAUGGGCCAUAGGGAAGAGAAGGAGGGCAGAAGGUGGCUUUUUGGGCGCUGAAGUAAUCCUCAAACAACUUGAAGAAGGUCCAAAAAUCAGGCGUGUAGGAUUCAUCUCCACAGGGCCGCCUCCAAGAUCCCACAGUGAGAUUCAAGAUGAGAAAGGAGAAAACAUUGGAGAAAUCACCAGUGGAGGAUUCAGUCCCUGCCUGAAGAAGAACAUAGCUAUGGGGUACGUGAAAUCUGGGCUGCACAAGGCAGGCACCAAAGUCAAGAUUGUUGUCCGAGGAAAGGCCUAUGAUGGAACUGUCACAAAAAUGCCAUUUGUACCCACAAAAUACUACAAGCCAUCUUAAUUUCUUGGUGCUUCAUCUUCAUGAAUUAUUUCUUUUUCUAAUGGAUUUCCUCCUUUGAGCUUGUAUUAAACUUGCCGGGUUCAGUAAAUGCUAAUUUCAUCUCCCUUUACAGAAUAUA